AGUAAAUCGUGUCGAGGGUAAAAGGGGACCAGUGAAGAAGAGAUGCAGCGGAACGUGCGUCGAGGUUUCUUGUGGACCACGCUGGUGGACAUGGAAGCAUGAGAACGACGCAUGCUGCCACGGCAAGAUACAGUGGGUUCUGAGGACACGAUUAAGCAUAAUCGACUCGGUAGACGGUGGCUCAAGCGAAGCUCGACGAGCGGGAAGGAUGUAUCGACCGAAUUUCUACGAAAGCACGUGCCUCAGGUGCAACCAGACGGUGUAUCAGGUGGACAGGGUAGGUCCGCUGAAAGACUUCACGUUCUUUCACGCGGGCUGCUUCAAGUGUGCGAUCUGCGGGACCAAGCUGACCCUGAAGACCUACUACAACAAUCAGCACACGAUCAACGACAAGGAAGUCUAUUGCAGCAGUCAUGUUCCUAAACCGGGCCCGGGGACUUUGGAUGGGUCCAGCGUGGGCAUCAGGAGCGCUCUCAACGUGCCCAGAAGCGGUUACGUCAACGAGCAGAUCCGAGCCGGUGGAGCGUCACCGCGAGGAGUUUAUCCGUCCUGUUACGAUAAUGUAGACUCGCCUAAUUGUGCCAGGCACCUAAACGGACACGGUUCGCCGCCGGCAACGAAUUCGUCGCAGCGCGAUCUUCAUGGGAACUCAGGCGGCGGCGGCGGCGGCGGCGGUGGAGGCGCGACCUCGCCUUACAACCACAAUUAUUCCGGGGACGGGAGCGGAUACCAAUACGGGAGAUUCGACGCGAGCGCGCUUCACAUCGCACAUGCCCUUAAGCAGACGGAGCUUCAGAAGGGCUACAGCAAGGCACGCGAGAAGCCCAUCGAUUAUUAUCUGGACCGAGAUGAGCAGACGCGUCUCGAGAUGAAGCAUCGUAAGGAGGAGGACGACCUGUACCGCAAGUUCGCUCACCAUCGCGAGGAGGAAGACAGACGGAUUCGCGAGGAAUUUCGGGACGAAUGGGAGAAGGAGCUGGAACAGCUGUCGGCGAGAUGGGAACGCGAAAAAGGCGGAAGAGCACGUACACAGCAAUUUCAACAGGAGAAGGAGGAUCUGGAGAAGAACAUGACUCUGCGCAGGGAUAAGAAGAAGGAGAGUCUCACGCGCAAAAUGCUGGAACACGAACGGGCGGCUACCGCCGCGUUGGUGGAGAAACAGAGCUCGGAGAUGUUGGAGCUGAUCAACGAGGCGAGGAGCGAGUAUAUGCGCCAGGAGAGCUUGUAUCUCGACGAAGGGGACGGUUAUGCCCAGGAAGCGCCGCCUAUGCCUUAUCCGUCGCGCGCGCCACCCCCGCAACCCCCGGCCCUCGCCAAGUAUCAUAUCUACAAUGAUCCUCUCGAGUUUGCUGACAUGGAUCAGAUAGCUAUCUCGGUGGCACAGGAGGAUCAGAAAACGUUCACAGAUUUGGUGCGGCAGUUGGUGAGCAGAUGCGGAUCGGACAUAGAGAAAGCUAGGACGAUAUUCCGGUGGAUCACCGUGAAGAAUUUGAACACGAUGCAGUUCGACGAGAAUCUGCGCGGGGACACGCCUAUGGGCUUGUUGAGGGGCAUAAAACACGGGACCGAGAGUUACCACGUUCUGUUCAAACGAUUAUGCAGCUACGCGGGACUGCAUUGUGUGGUCAUAAAGGGUUACAGUAAAUCGGCGGGCUAUCAACCGGGCGUAUGCUUCGAGGACAAUCGAUUUCGGAACAGUUGGAACGCGGUUUACGUGGCCGGCGCGUGGCGGUUCGUUCAAUGCAAUUGGGGAGCAAGACAUCUGGUCAAUGCCAAAGAAGUUCCUCGUCCUGGUCAACCAAAAGCAAAGAACGACAGUUUGAGAUACGAAUACGACGACCACUAUUUCUUAACGGAUCCUCGGGAGUUCAUUUACGAAUUUUUCCCUCUCCAAGAGGAAUGGCAAUUACUCAAACAACCAAUCUCGCUGAAGGACUUCGAAGAGCUGCCCUUCGUGCGCUCAUUGUUCUUUAGGUACGGACUCUACUUUCCCGAUACGAACACGAAUGCCGUUAUGUACACGGAUUCUACGGGCGCCGCGACUGUCCGGAUAGCGAUGCCCGCUCACAUGCAAUCGUCCCUCAUCUUUCACUACAAUCUGAAAUUCUACGACAACGACGGUGAUGGAUAUGACGGCGUGUCGUUGAAGCGUUUCGUCAUGCAGUCCGUUGUCGGCAACAUAGUCGCGUUUCGCGUGCACGCACCGUGCUCGGGGGCUUUCCUCCUGGACAUAUUCGCGAACGCCGUCACGCCGAAGGAAUACUUAACCGGCGAGCCGAUGAAGUUCAAGAGCGUGUGCAAAUUCAAGAUCGCCUGCGAGGAAUUGCAAACGGUGAUGGUACCGUUGCCAGACUGCGCGAGCGGCGAGUGGGGGCCGACCAAAGCCACCAGACUGUUCGGUCUCAUACCGAUAACACAUCAGGAGGCACUCGUGUUCGCUGGUCGGGAAUUAGAGAUCCAAUUCCGAAUGUCGAGACCGCUUACGGAUUUCAUGGCGACGUUGCACAAGAACGGCAUCGAGGAGAAACGGCUUUCGAAAUACGUAACGCACUCGAUCGCCGACGACGACGUUGUCACAUUCACGAUCAGCUUUCCCGAGGAGGGCCAGUACGGGCUGGACAUUUACACGAGGGAGUCGACCAGCCCGGCGAACGUACCGCACGACAUCACCGGAGAGAAGCACUUGCUCACGCAUUGCUGCAAGUAUCUGAUUAACUCCAGCAAAAGGAAUUAACGACGAUUUCGAUAUUUAAAUUGAAAUACACAUAACGAUUGCGUUGAGGAAGCAUCGCGUGGAUCUGAAAACGCGAUUCUGGACUAAAGGUGCUGCAAGCUCUCUUACCAUCUUGUUCCUUCCGAUUCUCCUCUUUCCUAUUACAAAGAGGACCCCGAGUGACUCGUACAAAUUAAUCGAGAUUAGUCUUUGCUUGCCAAUAAGAGCUAAUUAAAGCGAAGGAACAUGAUGGUAGCGAGGGAUACGGAAAGGAAAGUACAAGUCCGGUUCCCAAGACUGUACAUCGAGCGGUGCGAGGAACUAACGAAAGUCGCGAAGAGUAAGAGCAACCCCGAGCCGUCGCGCUACCUCUACGUUCUUCGUCAGAUUGUAAUAACGAUAAGUUUAUUGUUCGAGGAUGAACAUUGAAUUAAGAGAAGAAGGUACGCCUUAACUAUUUUUUUAUGCGCUGCGCAUUAGUAGUAACGAGCGUAGCUCGUUUUAAUGGGAUCCUCGAUCACCCAGCCGAUUUUUCCACGACAACCGCUGGCCCGCGAGAAAGUUGGUAAUUAUAAGCUAACCGGAGCGUUGGAGAACAGCCGCGCUCCUCAACGGAUUGAUCAAACUUUCACGUUUCGGCUACGAAGCAUUAAUCCCAAUUAUCUCCGGCCAGUUUUAAUUCAAUCGCGGGAAAUCGCGUUUCGUCUCGCGCGCUCGGGCGUUCGGAACAGUCGUUUUCGUUACGCGAGAAUCCCUCGCGUAAUUAAAUUAUGCGCGCGAUCGCUUCGAUACGCGAAUCGAAUUAUUAUUAAAUAGAUUCCACGAAGACGUCCGAUUUCUCGGAUGUUCUACGUUUUACUUUUCCAACGGCGACGUUAUACGAAGUAUUCCACCAUUGUUGCGAACAAUCGUCGCCGCAGAACGAACGAACACAGUUACAUACUUUAAUUAUUGUUAUUAGAGAACCCACUGGUUGUGAACGGAAUUCCAAUCUAGUAAUUACGCAGGUUUCGUCCGGGGAUUUCGAGUCCUCUUAAAAUCAUUAAAUUUUGCGGCCACGGUGGGUUUCGAAGUUCAGGUGCUAUACGUUACUCUGUCAGGAUUAGCUGCGCGACUCUAGUUACUUCGCGUUUACGCGCGUUAAAGCGUUGAAACUUUCCGUACGGAAAAGUUCCACGGGUGAAGCUCUAAUGUAAUUGUUAAUUUUUGUAAUAUUAAUAUCUCUCCUCGCCCCCACCUCCCUCGCCCCCGUCGUUACAAUGAAAUUAUAACGACGGUUAGGUAAAAAGAAUCUACGCGAUUUGGCAUUCCUGUUACCGGUGAAAUAAAGUAUAACUCGAGCUUAAUAUCCCUCCUCAGUGUUUCUGUCUAACGAGCAUGUAAAUUAAUUUUUAUACAUACUACAGAUACGUAAUAAAGACUCGUGUUCUUGUAAAGAAGAGGAAUUAAUUAAAAAGAAUUUUGUAUAAA
Molecule: messenger RNA, 4183 nt
Organism: Ceratina calcarata
Lineage: Eukaryota; Metazoa; Arthropoda; Insecta; Hymenoptera; Apidae
Gene: Hil
Product: peptidase hillarin
Exons: 12
Coding region: 209-2734 (841 amino acids)
Source: RefSeq, a predicted model, not a curated record